UUGAGCCCCGCCGCUCGCCGUCGCCCCGUUGCCAUGGCUACGCAAGCGGCGCGGCCUACUUUCUUCGGGAAGCCUGGGGGAGAAGUUUACCUGACGAACCGAAUCGGCCGACGGGGUUUGUGCAGCAAGCCGUUAUGUCUUUCCGCGAUCUCCGGAAUUUUACUGAGAUGAUGAGGGCUCUGGGCUAUCCCCGACUUAUCUCAAUGGAGAAUUUUCGGACUCCAAAUUUCAUGCUGGUUUCAGAAAUACUCCUUUGGCUGGUGAAAAGAUACGAGCCUCAGACUGAUAUCCCUUCUGAUGUUGAAACAGAGCAGGACCGGGUUUUUUUCAUUAAAGCUGUUGCUCAGUUUAUGGCCACCAAAGCUCACAUAAAACUCAACACUAAGAAGCUUUACCAAGCCGAUGGCUAUGCUGUGAAGGAGCUGCUGAAGAUCACCACGGUGCUCUACAACGCCAUGAAGAGCAAGGGGAUGGAAACCACAGCUAUGGGUGAAGAAGACGUCGGCAAAUUCAAAUUUGAUCUGGGUUCCAGAAUCAGCGAUUUGAAGACAGCCAGGCAGCUCGCUUCAGAAAUCACUUCGAAAGGAGCGUCGCUGUAUGACUUGUUGGGCAAAGAAGUGUCGCUGAGGGAACUGAGAACAGAAGCAAUUGGAAGACCUUUGGAAAUCAACGAAACCGAGAAAGUGAUGCGCAUUGCCAUCAAAGAUAUUUUGGAGCAAGUCCAGAAAACCAAUGACAUGCUCAACAACGUGGCCGCCGAUGAAGCCAGUUUGGAGGUCAAGAUCGAAAAGAGGAAAUCCGAACUGGAGAGAAACCACAAGCGGCUGCAAACCCUGCAGAGUGUUCGCCCAGCCUUUAUGGAUGAAUAUGAGAAAAUUGAGGAGGAGUUGCAGAAACAAUACAGCUGUUUCGUGGAGAAGUUUCGUAACUUGACAUACCUGGAACAGCAGCUGGAUGACCAACACCGCAUGGAGCAAGAGAGAUUUGAGGAAGCAGAAAACACCUUGCGGCUGAUGCAGAACAAGCUGAAGGAGGAAGAGAAACGUUUGCUGAAGAGUGGAAGUCACGAUGACUCGGACAUGGAGAUCCACGAGGACGAGGGAUCGGACAGCGACCUGGAAGACCGGCAGCUGAUCAAGCAACGCACAGCCAUGGAGAUGCUGAUGCACGGGCGGCCGAGCAAACGGCUUGUUGGAACCAUGCAAGGGGGAGACACGGAGGACGAGAUCGGGGCAGCUCAAGCCCGAACCAAAAAGCGCAAAGCUUCCCGAGCCAAGGCAAAGGAAGACUCAGAGGAAAGUGAAAUUGAUCUGGAUGAUGAUGACGAUGACGAUGAUGAUGAUUUGGAAGAUGAUAGCAUGGACAUCUCCCCCACCAAGGCCAAUCGGAGAGUCAGGAAGCCGGAGCCACUGGAGGAGAGCGACAAUGAUUUCUGAGGAACCUCAACAGGGAUGACAAAUGGCAACUUGCCCAUGACUAUACGUAUGACAAGGCCACAUUGAGGCAGUGCCAGCUGUCCAAGAGAGUAAAUAAUUAUUAUUUUUAUCUAAGAUCAAGGCAAAAUUGUCAGUUCAGCAAAGUGUAGAAACCCCCUCCAAGGAGAAGCUGAUGGGUUUUGAGCUACUCCAGUUGUUUGAACUCCCAUUUGUCCUUGAAGCUAUUGGUACAUCCAAUUCCAAGUUGGUCUAUUGAGGAGAAACCCUCAUCGGAGGGGCGGGGUGUGUGUGGAAUAGCUCUAGGCAAAAACAGAGUUUAUUUUAACCGAAUUAAUCAUAUACAACUCUAAUACCAUCCCUGGCCCUUCUGUAGAAGCAUCUCUCUUCAGAUUCGUGGAAGUAUUGGAUAGCCCAUUUUGCUCAAGCCAAGAAGUAUUAACCUUGUUCUGUACUGUCAUCUCCUUAGUUCACAACUCUAGGCCAAUGACAAUCUUCUUUCCUUCAGAUUUUGACUGUAACAUUCCCGCAUUUUGCAAAUAAAACGCUCUUCACCUCC
Messenger RNA from Ahaetulla prasina, 1992 nucleotides. It is a transcript of the gene IFT38, whose product is annotated as clusterin associated protein 1. Gene Ontology annotation, cellular component: intraciliary transport particle B; cilium; centrosome. Gene Ontology annotation, biological process: cilium assembly. NCBI's taxonomy places the organism in Eukaryota, Metazoa, Chordata, Lepidosauria, Squamata, Colubridae. Bases 135 to 1436 code for a protein of 433 amino acids. The transcript is spliced from 13 exons. The record is from RefSeq and is a predicted model, not a curated record.